This is a messenger RNA of Darwinula stevensoni, 765 nucleotides long. NCBI's taxonomy places the organism in Eukaryota, Metazoa, Arthropoda, Ostracoda, Podocopida, Darwinulidae. The record is from the annotation of a GenBank genome assembly.
AUGUCUCACAAAUCAAGCCAUCUCCGAUUGCAAAAGCGAAAUCUGAAAACACUGCCGGAAGUGCCGAGGGGAAGGAGGAUUCGCGUUGCGUAUCUCCACGAGAACGCUCUCUCCGGGGUGGACAGCCUCGGUGCGCAUGCUGAUACCCUCACUCUCCUCUACCUGGAUUUCAACUGUGUCGAGGAUCUCACGCUCAUUGGGAGGUUCGUCAAGUUGGAAAAAUUGUACUUGAACUGCAAUCGAAUCCGGAUCGUGGAGGGAUUGGAAUGUUUGAAGAGUCUCAGGGAACUGCACUUACGAAGUCAAGCCUUGCAGGAAGGGGAGCAGCUCGUGUUUGAUCCCCGCACUGUCAGGGGGCUUCAGGGUACCCUGGAAAUUUUAGAUAUCUCCAAGAACCGAAUAACUUCUCUGGCAGGGGUUAAAGGAUUUCAGAAUCUUACAUUCUUGGAUGCCAGCCACAAUGAACUGGAAGAUUUCGAGGAAACCCUCAAGCAUUUGAUAUCUUUUCCAUCGUUGCAAAACCUUUCGUUGAAUGGGAACCCGCUGGAAAGAUCGGUUGGAAGGCACUAUACAACGGGGAUUCUCGCAUCCCUGCACCAUCUCGCGGAAUUGGGAACAGCACCCUUCCCCGCGGAUCCAGGGAAAGUGUUGGGGACUUCCAGGUCAGGCGUGUGGAGAAGACCUCAGCCCCAUCUACCUUGGACGCUGCAGAUGAAGCACGCCUUGGAAGAGCUCGGGUCUGACUGAGUUCAAUGCUGCCACGAC